AUGCAGGAACCAACAGCCUACAACAUCAUCCCUACAAAACUAAUACCCAACUCUCCCAAGCCACUCCUCCAUUACAAGAACGCCUUCGUCCAAGAUGGAAAGCUUGACAUAGGACUCGCAUACGAUACCUUUGUGAAAAACGGGUGGGAAAUACAAUGGGUCACACAAUACGCCCGGUGUCAACGGUCGCACUACCACCCCGAAACCCACGAAGCGAUGGUAGUCGUAUCUGGGCCUGGUCAGAUCCGCUGGGGCGUCGCAGACCUUGACGAGGAUGAAGAAAAACAUACCUACGGGGAUGCGCGUGAAGAGGGUGGACUCCUGCUGGAUGUUAAUGUCGGCGAUCUAUUUGUUAUCCCAGCUGGUGUGGCCCAUAAGAAUUAUGACCCCUUUACGACAAGUCCACGUGUUAAUUGUCUAACUGGAAACGCGCGUGGAAUCCAGUCCGAUGAUCCUCGGGCCAUGGUGCAGGGGUUGGAGAUGAAAGGGUUUAUGAUGAUGGGUGCUUAUCCGCGUGGGGAAAUUUGGAGUUGGGGAGAUGGUGGGGAUUCCCCGGAUUUCCACGCUAUUUGGAACGUGGAAAAUCCUGAGUUGGAUCCUUUUGUUGGGAGUGAGGGAGGAAUUGGCAAGUACUGGAAGUGA
Messenger RNA from Penicillium manginii, 642 nucleotides. Its product is annotated as cupin domain-containing protein. The coding region runs from base 1 to 642 and encodes 213 amino acids. The record is from RefSeq and is a predicted model, not a curated record. The transcript has a single exon. Lineage: Eukaryota; Fungi; Ascomycota; Eurotiomycetes; Eurotiales; Aspergillaceae.